CUCUGUGGACCACGCAAAGCCACCUGCCAAUUUGUUACCCUCGAUGUCUGAACAACCGUUGUCAGCAGCAUCAGCUCAAUCAUUGUCGACGCGUGAUUCGAGCGUCCGGCACCUGCCAGCUGUAACAGCAGAAAGUCAUCUCGAAGCUGUCACCAUUUUCCGAAGCCAGGAUCAGGCCACAUACCCAUCGUGAUACCAUCGACAUCUAGAGAUUCACUGCGAAUGCGCGAACCAUUAUGGCGUCAACAGUCACACCGACCACCCAGCAGCAAAGACGCGAAUCUCGCUUGACGCUCACCGAAUUGCUGUCGACUUCCCGAGCAGUCCUCACCCAUCCAUCCCCCCACUAUCAUUUCGCCUUGAACUGCGUCUGGGACAAUCCACAUACCUUCCUAGAUCCCUGGAUUGACCAGCGAGUCUCCGAGAACAACUUCAUCGGCUUAGUGGGUUCCCUAAUCGCCGCCACGGGCGCCUCACUACUGUCCAACCCUGCUCUCUCAGACGUCUCGUGGGUCGCCACCGCUGCUAUCUACAUCGCCCUCCUGUUCAGCAUCAUCAGCGUGGUCACGGCGCUCCAUCAGACGAUCCACAUCAGCACGGCGUCGAAAUUCGAGAAUGACGCUGAAGGUAAACUCAGGCGGCUGUUCGUGUUGACAGAGGCGUCCAAGACUGCGCUCCUCGACCAGACACCGCCACCCCCUAAUCCUACCGCUGUUGCCGUCGACAAGAUCCGAAGGGAGAAGGAGAACCGCAUAGCUUUCAUCUUCGGCUUGCCUCAAUUACUGCUGUCGUAUUCGAUCUUUGCGUUGUUCGUCGGCGUCGCGUUAUUGGGCAUGAAUGCACUCUGGCACAGAUCUGGGGAGGAUCACUGGGGGGAUCCCCAGAAGAUUGCAGUCGCCGUUGUCGUGGGUAUCUUCCUCACCAUCGUGGCGUUUGUGCUGUCGAUCAUUUCGCAGUAUCACGAAUCGUGA
This is a messenger RNA of Cladophialophora immunda, 971 nucleotides long. RefSeq lists its product as uncharacterized. The transcript is spliced from 4 exons. The coding region runs from base 237 to 971 and encodes 244 amino acids. NCBI's taxonomy places the organism in Eukaryota, Fungi, Ascomycota, Eurotiomycetes, Chaetothyriales, Herpotrichiellaceae. The record is from RefSeq and is a predicted model, not a curated record.